ACAUUUUCUGAAUUAACCACUAUAUAUUUAUAUUGUAAAUAAUGUAUUUUUCAUUUCAAUUGUACCUCUCCAUUCGACCGGUUUUGCUUUUCAUAUAAACAUUUCGAGCAGGCGUCUACCACCGGCGCAUAAACUACCACCGUGCGUCACUGUGCUUCGCGGUCGAGGUGAAGUGCGCCAUUUUGGCUCAAACAAAGUCAGAAACAUUGUAUCUUCGAUAAAGUCUUUUUAAUUGUGUCCCUAAAAUACAAUGUGCACGCUCUCGGGACACCGCGCUGGUUUCCACGAGACAACACGUAGCUUUAAUGCUAAUGUGACUUGUUUUUCACGCGGCGUAAGAGACGUUUGUCAGCUUAAAAAGUAACGUAAAUGUUUUGUGAAUAAUAAAAAUAAUAACAACGCCUAGCUGAGCUGCGUUACCAGCCGAGCUAUCUUGACGGUUAAGCUAGAUUUCGCUGCUCGUCCUAACCGCCGCGAUGGGCGGCUGCUCCGCUCCAAACUGCUCCAAUUCGACCAGCAUCGGAAAACAGCUGUUCAGGUUCCCCAAAGACCCGGUGCGCAAGAAGAAAUGGGUGGUGAACUGUCGCCGUGACUUUGAGCCGACUCCUCACUCCAGACUGUGUCAGGACCAUUUCGAGCAGAGCCAGUUUGAGGAGAUAGCGAGGUCUCCGGCUGGGGGAAAGAAGUUAAAGCCCAACGCCAUCCCCACUCUGUUCACCAUCGGAGACCCUCCUUACCCGGCGGUCACCAUCCCGUACAUCCUGCUGCCCAUGAAACCCGAACCAGUGGAGAAGGAGCUGAACUUCGGGGACCAUGGCUAUGCCAGACGCACCCCUCUGCCCGGCCUGGAGGAGGAGGAGGAUGCCGACGGGACCGCGGAGGACCAGCAGCACUGCACACAGUGUCAUCUCCUCAAGAAGCAGCUGGAGCAGGAGAUGCAGCACACGGCGAGGCUGCAGAAGGAGGCCGAGGAGAUGAAGAAGCGCCUGUACCGGCUGGACCGGAUCGAGAAGGGUCUCCAGAACUUUCUGUACGAGGACCAGAUUCGCGCCUUGUCCCUCACCAAACGCUCCCGGCGUGCCGUCUGGUCUCCGGAGACGAUCCUGAAGGCCCGGAAGAUCCGCUGCGCGGUCGGCACCAAAGGCUACGAGUACCUGAGGGAGCUGGGGUACCCGCUGCCCUCCUACAGGACCCUGUGCAACCGGCUGGAGACAAAGAUCAUGGUGACGACUGACAUGAGCUGCGAGGAGCUGGCCGAGCUGAGCCUGGGCCUCAUGGCCACCUGUAACAGCCCCGCUGACGUCGCCGUAUUGGACGAAGAGGAAGAGGAAGAGGAGAAGGAACUCAGAGGAGUGUUGUCCUGAGCCUUCCACUUGCUGACUUUAACUCAUUUGAUCCCGUGAUCUGUGCCACUUCAGACACAGGUGACUGUGGCUCAGUGGUCGGGCAGGGUCGUCCUUCAAUCAGAGGAUCGGCGGUUCGAUCCCCGGCUCCGCUAGUCCAUGUGGAUGUGUCCUCGGGCAAGACGCUUAACCCCAAAACUGCAAAGUAGCUACGGUGUUUGAAUGUUAGUUACUCCUGAUGGGCAGGUGGCACCUUGCAUGGUAUGCCCCUCCCAUCAGUGUGUGAACGGGUGAAUGAUGUCAUGUAGUGUUAAAGUGCUGAAGACGAGAGAAGCGCUUUAAGUACAGGUCCAUUUACAUGGCUUCGCUCAACUUGUCCGAGGUGCCGGGCCCCUCUGCAUGUCAGCCAGGCAGCGUGGUCGCGGUGUCACCGGGACAAAGCUGCUGAGCUACAGUGAGACGAGGGUUGUGACCAAGAAGGCCGCCAUGAAGCGAGGAGGACAUCGUUUACACAACGCCGGUUGACUUGUCUCUAGCUCAUUAAACGUGUUUUAAAGUGACGGUGUUUACAUGCACAAUAAAACUGAUAGUAUUCGGGGUACUGAGGUGUGUGUGUGUGUGUGUGUGUGUGUGUGUGUGUGUGUGUGUGUGUGUGUGUGUGUGUGUGUGUGUGUGUGUGUGUGUGUGUGUGUGUGUGUGUGUGUGUGUGUGUGUGUGUGUGUGUGUGUGUGUGUGUGUGUGAUCACAAGGGGACAGGUAGUGGAGGGACGCUAUGUUCCCACUCGAGUACAGCGGCCACCUGACAAAAUGGCAAAUGGAAACUACAGCUCCCAGACUGCCUCACCACUCACCCAGCUGCAGGUGCUUAGGACAGCUAAUUGAGGCAGGGCUGGGAAGCUUCAGAGGAGACAGAGGGGAGAGCAGAGGAGGGAAGGAGCUGGACAAGCCAGGAGUGGAAGGGCCUCCAGGACGAAGACAAGCCCAAGAGGAAGAACCAGAGGAGGACUUUGUUAAGCGGACUUUGCUUAAGAUAAGUUUUUUGUUUGAGGAACCUUUUUCUCCCCCUGGGUGCUUUUUGUUGAGACAUGGACUAUUUCUUGAUUUAUUUUAUUUUUAUGAAUAAACCUUCCCGUUCAUUUUAAA
This is a messenger RNA of Pseudoliparis swirei, 2486 nucleotides long. RefSeq lists its product as uncharacterized. Bases 477 to 1364 code for a protein of 295 amino acids. The transcript has 4 exons. Lineage: Eukaryota; Metazoa; Chordata; Actinopteri; Perciformes; Liparidae. Gene Ontology annotation, molecular function: sequence-specific DNA binding. The record is from RefSeq and is a predicted model, not a curated record.